UGUUGCUAUGCAGGUCUGCAGGACGCAGACAGGCUCUCCACCGGUCAGUCACUCUUUUCUCCUUGAGCAGGCUGGCGGCCAGCUCAGAAAACCCCUAAUGCUCAGUAGAUAAAGGGUCCCAUUUUGCAGUUAUCAUCCUUCUUGUCCCCUUAUUUGCUUUAAAACACCUUUGCGUAAGUGUUAAUCGAGGUUACUGUCGACUGCAGGCGAGAGGAGGCAGAACAAAAAGGAUGUCUUUCCGCUCCCAGUGUUGUUAUCACAGACAGGACGCUAUAUCGUGGUUCGCCACGUUGGGGAGCCGUUGAGCUUAGCUAGGUAGUUGCUGAAGGGGUUCCCCGUUAAUACCGCCCCCCCCUCCCAUCCCUUCCCUCUGCUUUUUCUUCUCCGCUUGUCUGCUCUCUUGCUUCACAACACAGUACAGUACACACUAGUCCUCUGGUAGUGGCAGCAGCCAGCACAAGUGUGUUCAGCGUCUCCUCGGAGCUUCAGUUUCAGCUCUGUACAAACUAGCGAUUUAUCAUCAAUCAUGGCCGCCGGAGUACAAAUUUAACUCCCGUCUUUCCUCCCUGUCGUCUGGAGGGGAGGAUUUUUUGUUGGAGACAAAAUAUUAGUCCCACACUGAUUUGGAUUUCCUAUUGGAAUUACAAUACAUCUCGCAAGGGAACAACCAUUCAUGUCAAUACUCCAAAAUGCAGCCGCCGCCGAGGAAGGUCAAAGUGACACAGGAGCUGAAAAACACACACACAGAGCAGAUGACAAGACUGCACUUUAAAUACCAGACUGAAUAUGACCUGCUGGAAGACAUGAGGACCUACAGUCUGAAGAAGGGACAGCUGGAGAGGGACUAUGCACAGGCUCUGCAGAAGUUAGCAAGCCAAUACCUUAAGAGAGACUGGCCUGGAAUCAACCCUGAUGACCAGAGAACAGACUACAGGAAUGUGUAUGCAGUGUGGAGGGCCUACUUAGAAGGAACCGUGCAGGUGAGCCAGUCCCGGCUCAAUGUGUGUGACAACUACAAAAGUCAAGUAUCAGAGCCCGCUAAGACUGUUCGACUCUAUAAGGAGCAGCAACUCAAAAAGACCAUAGAUCAGUUGAGUGGCAUUCAAGCAGAGCUGCAGGAGUCGGUGAAGGAGUUGGCCAAAGCCAAGAAAAAAUACUACGAUUGUGAGCAGGUUGCCCAUGCUGUGCGAGAGAAGGCUGACAUAGAGGCCAAGUCUAAACUGGGUCUUUUUCAGUCAAGAAUUAGUUUACAGAAAGCAAGCGUAAAGUUGAAAGCUAAGAGAAGUGACUGCAACUCCAAGGCGACACACGCCAGGAACGACUACUUGCUAACUCUAGCUGCUGCCAACGCUCACCACGACCGCUACUACCAUACAGAUCUACCACACUGCAUACAGGCCUUGGAUGGCAGGAUCUAUGAGCAUGUGAAAGACUACCUGGUAGAGCUGAGUCAUACCGAGCUAGAAGCCUCCCAAGCCACACACAACACCUUCCAAUUCCUGUUGGACAAAUCUACCAGGAUAAUUCAAGAGUACAACCAGCAGUUGUUCAUGCAGGAGAACCCAGUGUUUCACAAAGCACAUGACUUUCAGUUCCAGCCCAGCGAAUGUGACAUGACUCUGAGCUCGGUGCAGCAGUUGGUGGACAUUGAGCCGUCGCCCGUCAGUGCCAUGAGAAUGACCCUGGCACAGAGUCGUCAGCUGGAGUCGGAGACGGGGACGACGGAGGAGCACAGUCUGAACAAGGAGGCGAGGAAAUGGGCAACCAGAGUGGCCAGAGAACACAAGAAUAUCAUCCAUUACAAGAGACGUCUGGAGGAGUGCGAGAACCAUGGAUUGCCCCCCACCGAGCAGGGCAGACUAGAUCUGGAGUUGAAGAUAGAAGACACCAAAGAAAACAUACGCAAAGCUGAGACAAUAAAGUUAAAAGCUGAGGCUCGAUUGGACCUUCUGCGGCAAGUGGGGGUUGCUGUGGAUACCUGGCUGAAGAGCGCCAUGAACCAGGUGAUGGAGGAGCUGGAGAAUGAACGUUGGGCCAACUACACUUCCCACGAUCCCUCACUGUCGGGCACAGUGGAUUUGGAACGUGAGGAGGGAGAAGAGUGUGAAGAAAACAUGGAGGUUUUUGACGACAGCAGCUCCAGUCCUUCGGGAACCCUCCGAAACUACCCGCUAACCUGCAAAGUCCUGUACUCAUACAAGGCCUCCCAGCCGGAUGAGUUAACUAUUGAUGAACAGGAGAUGCUGGAGGUCAUUGAGGAUGGAGACAUGGAGGACUGGGUCAAGGCUCGCAAUAAGACAGGUCACGUGGGCUAUGUCCCAGAGAAAUACUUACAGUUUCCGACCUCCAACAGUCUGCUGAGCAUGCUCCAGUCUCUGGCUACACUCGAUGCUCGAUCACACACCUCGUCCAAUUCCACCGAGCCAGAGUUGCACUCCGGCUGCAUCAAUGGAGACACAAACAUGAUGUAUGUCCGUGCACUUUAUGAUUAUGACGGACAGGCGGACGAGGAACUCUCCUUUUCCGAGGGAGCGGUGAUCCGCCUGUUGAGCCGCGACACUCAGACAGACGAUGGCUUCUGGGAGGGGGAGCUCAACGGACGGGUGGGCGUCUUCCCAUCCGUGCUGGUCGAAGAUCUGACUGAGAAUGGGGAGCCCAGUGGAGGAGGGCUGGGUGACAUACAGAUUUCUCCGUCUCUGAAGUUGCCAUGUUCUCUGCCACCUCUCCCGCUGUAUGAGCAACCUCCUAUCAGCCCUUUCACCAGCCCAGAGACCUCCACCCCGCCUCCUCUCCCACGCUCACCCUCUACUGCACUCAACGGGGAGCACAAGCCUCCACCACCCGCCUCGUCACACAAGGCACCGCUUCCUACCCACAAUCAAAGCUCUGGCAAGAGUCCUGUGUCUCCAGGAUUUCCUCAGCCACUGCGAUUCACCCCUGAAGGAGGCCCAGGCAAACUACGACCGGUGCGAGCUGCUCCUCCUCCACCCAAACAGCACCCCCGCCGACCGCAGGAGAAGAGCGACAAGACGGAGGAGGUGGAGAUCACACUGGUGUGACAUACAGACAAGCUGCCAUGCGGUUAUAGAGACAGAAAAAUAAAAACAGAUGAAAGACAGACGCAUCCUACAGGCUGGGGAACUGAACUGCUCUGAACUGAAGUCAGCUUAAACAAAGUGAUGUGAAGUAAACUGAACUGUACCACGUCUCUCCACAUCUUCUCUCAUCCUCAAGUUGAGGAGGAGAGCAAAGAGGGGGAGUCAUGACAGAGUAUCCAGUUGAAUAAUCUCCAUAUUAGCUUCCUUAAUGAAGUGCAGCAGUAGCCGCCCCUACAUCUCUCUGCCCUCCCCCGUCCUUCCAUUCUUGCCUUAAAACUUUACCUCAUCGGGCAGCAAACCAGAGCACACUGAAGAGGAGGAAGAAUGUUUAGACAUGGGGAGUGAUAGGGAAAGUGAAUGAUGGGUUUGGCAAGUUUUCUUUCAUUUUGUUACACUUACUUCAAAAUAUUGUAAAGCAGUUUAUCUCUUUAAGUGAAGAUCAUUCUGAUGAGAAAAAACUUUUUUUCACUCACUUGCUAACAAAUAAUAAUAAAAUGUGAAAACUUAUGGAGCCCUGGAACUGAAGUUGUAGUUGUAGUAAUUAAAGAGUCAUAGGACAAGUCAAAAAUAUAACUUAAUACAAAAUUAUAUUGUUAAUAAAAAAGGAUUGUAAAAGGAAAUGUACAGUAUUACACUUAUAUAUAUUAUAUUUAAUCCUUAUUUUCCCCAUCCAACAUUUUUUUUCCUCAAAUUGUCCUUGGGCAUAAAACAGAAUUAGAAAAAUUGCUUAUAUUUUAAGCAAAGGAGAGGAUUGUGUGGCUAGCUUGCUCAACUGACAACACUGGUAGCUAAAUACUCCACCAGCCUUUUAAGCUAGCUACCUAGCUGAAGCUAACUGUCUUCAUAAAACUACACCAGCCAGUGCAUGUUAUGUUAAUUAUCCAUAUACUGUACUGCAUACUGCAGCAGCAUCACUGUAAAUUAACAGUAGUUAAAGCAUUUUAAUCAGCAAGCUAACACUAACAAAGAUAUCUAGCUAGAGCUUGGAACUUUUAAAUUUGCUUUAUUUCCCAUUUUGAAAAACAAGACAUUAAAUCACACAUUUACAAAAUGUUGAAGAUGACAAAAUAAAGUCCAAGACUUUCCACUCUGGUCCUCGAUAAAGACCAGAGAAAUGCAAGAUGAAGUUGAAGAUAAUGUCUCCUCCAAGUAGCGUAGCAAGUAGCUUGCUGGCUACAAUGCUUCAGCUAUUGUUAAAAAUGUUCAUACACUAAUGCUAGGGCAGAAUGCUGUACACUAUAUAUAUAUAUAUAUAUUAGGUGCAGUAGCUGGUGUAGUUGUAUGCCAAAAGUCAAAUUCAGCUGGGUAGCUAGCAAAAAAAGGCUUGUGUUUAUCCACCAGUGUUUUCAGGUAAGCUAGCUAACGUAACAUUAGCCACAUAGUCCUAUAUGGGAAUAGAUAAAUGAGUAAAUGUGUGCCAAGACCAAAAAAUAGAAAAAUAAAUGAGUUGAAAAAUAAAAUUAGCAAGUGAAAGAUAAAUAGUAAAUAAGAGUAGAAUUAAUUUAUUUAUGUUUUUGACUUAUCUGAUAUCUUUUUACAAUAGUUUAAGUGGCAGGGCUCUAUAAAAAGUAAGCUUGAUGAGAGUAAAUAAUCAUAAAACUUGCCAAACGGGUCAUGAUUUGGACAGAGAAACUGGGUGGUGUGUGGACAAAGUGUUCCCCCCCGCCAGCCCUUCCCUUGCCAUAUAUAGUCCUUAUCAUCAUACGUAUUCAAUGUGUAUUAGUACAGUACAUUACUGUUGUCAUAGGAAUGUUAUGCACAGCGUUUCAUAUAGACUAACUCAACUGAUUGGAAUACCAUGUCUGAUAUGUAGUAGACGUUUUAUCCUCAUCUUAUUCUGAAAGGGCAUUGUAAAUACGGUAUAAAGGAGAGAUGAAAUAAGAGGAGGGAAGGAGGGGAUGAAAGGACAAGAGGCAAAAAGGAGGCUGGAUCCUCCUCUCUGCUCUUUUCUCCACCUCUCUUCACACACUUUCUUCGUCUCCCUCUUUUCUCUAAUGUCUGUUCUGUCCAUUGGCAGUCAGUGUGAAUCGAUGGCUAUCAUAUACACACACAUUCAUUUACAUUAUAUUACGCACACAUUGCUAUAGCUUCUCUCAUUCUGUGACCCUCUGUGUGCUUAUAUCACUGAUGGGUUCAGGAGGAGGCGCAUGGUGCUUUCAAAGGCACUGACAUUGUUGGUAUUCACUAUGUGGUAACUAAGAAACGUUUUAUUUGAGAUGAUAUCAACACUGAUCAUUUUGGGUCAGGAGUUUUUAUUAAUCACAGAUUGAACUGUAUAGCUUUUAUCCCUACAGAUCAUAUCUCUCACGUAAAUUUAGUUAAUUUAUAACACUGAUACCAUAACAUAUAUCCUUGUUUAGUUGAAACGCAUUACAUUCACAGGUAUUAUUUUUCUCUGUUGUCUUGCAAAGAAACUCCAUCACAUCACUAAGUGAGUGUUUUUUUAAUACAGCAGAGAAAACAUCCAUAAAAAACAAAUUAACCUUUAACAUUUCCAAUUUGAUAUCAUCCUUAGCUUUUCCUUUAAUUAACGGUGGUAGAAACAGACAACAAAAGAGAUGUAUAAAACAAAUGCAUCACGCUAAAUGGACAGAACUAGCAAAGGACAUUCAUAUGGAGCUAAGUACAAUUAUGUUUUUUUUUUUUUACUCAAAGUAAAUAAAUCUUUUCCCCUUAAAUACCCUUCAAGCCUUUAAAACUCCUUGCCUAAAGGGCAUCGUAGCACUUUUAUUUAUUUGUACCUUUCUUGGAAAGUAGCAUGGCAUCAGAAUGGAUAGAAAAGACUCUGAUGAAUCACUGCAGUUUAAUACAGAAAUCAGAGUUAUUCUUUUCAUUCGGAUUAUGUGGUGAAUCUUCUUUAUUUCAGUGUGACUGAUUUUAUUUUAUUUUUUUUAUUCUCCACUCUUCCAAAGAGAUAGAGAGGUAAUUGUGAGCAAUGUAAUUUGGUGUUUUCCUAAACUUAUAAAAACAAAAAAACAUGAUCAUAGUAAGGGAUGUUUUAAAUGAAGACUUGAGGAGAAUGUGGUUUUAUGGUCUUGAGAUGGGCCAGGCUGUUUGCGUGUGUGAUUGUUUAAAGGAGAGAGGAUCAGAUCUGUGUUGGACUCUGAAGAUGUAAAGAUGUGUCCCAGUUCCUUCCUCCGUAUUUAUUUUAAACUGGGUUUGAUUUGACUGACUGUUUACAUUUCAGAAUAAAGUAUCAAAGACGUCAAUACGGAUUUUAAAUUUGCUUGAUUUUUGAGUGUGGUGUUAAUGGACAAUAUUGUUCCAGAAGAGGGAGCUCCUUACAGCUGGAAAAAAAUAAAUCUAAUUGAGCCCUGUUGUGAGACAGCUCCAGAUACAGAUAUUACAGAAGACUAAAAUGAAAGUAUUCAAUCUGUGCUGCUUUCUCUUUGUUAAGAACAUUAUAUGUCAUACUCCAAAAUGAUAGUAUCUUAGCACAUUUCUUGUUGGUAUGCAACUGUAAUCAUCUCUCUCUCUCUCUCUCUCUCUCUCAUUUAAAAUGGUUUUCAAACUUUUUUUUUGAAGUUUGUGGUUCAUAGCAAGGUCCCACAGAACUUCCCACCAUACAUGCUCAAUCAGUCUUUCUAUCAAAUGUAAAAUGUGUGACUCUUUGUUGCCAGUUGCCACUUUGACCCGGAUUAUUUUCCUUUUUUAACAGUCCCUCUGGUCCACUACAGUGUUGAAUUAUUUGGUAUGAGCCUGUUUUAUUUUUUAUUUUUUUUUAAUGUAUUAUAUAAUUAUUUUAUAUUUCAUCCUUCGAUUUGGAGCAGCUGCACAGCGGCUCUUAUUAACGACGUGGUGGAACAACUGGCCUUCUCUCUCUUCACAGACUGUUGCCAUGGUGACAAUAAUGAGAACAGGUGCAAAAGUCUUUCUGCAUAUUAUUAUUGGCUGUACAAAAAAAACAAAGUUUGUAUUUAUUGUGUACAAAUGUUAAUUAAUAAAAUAAUUGAAAACUG
Perca flavescens (yellow perch) is the source of this 7057-nucleotide messenger RNA. RefSeq names its product FCH and double SH3 domains 2 (gene fchsd2). The record is from RefSeq and is a predicted model, not a curated record. Gene Ontology annotation, molecular function: protein binding. Gene Ontology annotation, cellular component: neuromuscular junction; recycling endosome. Bases 690 to 3059 code for a protein of 789 amino acids. The transcript has 22 exons. Gene Ontology annotation, biological process: neuromuscular synaptic transmission; regulation of actin filament polymerization. NCBI's taxonomy places the organism in Eukaryota, Metazoa, Chordata, Actinopteri, Perciformes, Percidae.